Molecule: messenger RNA, 3109 nt
Organism: Panthera uncia (snow leopard)
Lineage: Eukaryota; Metazoa; Chordata; Mammalia; Carnivora; Felidae
Gene: MLH1
Product: mutL homolog 1
Exons: 20
Coding region: 704-2953 (749 amino acids)
Biological process (GO): mismatch repair
Cellular component (GO): MutLalpha complex
Molecular function (GO): ATP binding; mismatched DNA binding; ATP hydrolysis activity
Source: RefSeq, a predicted model, not a curated record
AGGGAGUGGAGCCGGGCUUCCUUAGAAGCUACGACUCAACGGGCCGUUCUUCGGGAUGGCGCGGACCCGCCUCCCUGCGGUGGGCGGAGGCGUGCACGGCGCACGCCCACAGCGCCCGAGGUCUAGGUGUCUUGCUCCUCAAUUCCCGGGCACCGCGAGUUCUUGAGCGCUCUCGCGAGACUUUUGUAGAGCUGUUGGGGGCGCGAGCGGCGGCGACAUAGUAUUUUAAUGGCGCCGUUAGUUGAGGGAAAGACUUUUUAUAUUCUAUAUACAGAAGGUGCAAGACUUUAAAUGCAUAAACGUUUUCAGAAGGGGGAGCCCGCUUCAUGCUUCAGAGAGUACCGUGUUAUGCGUGUAAUGUUCCAAAAAUAAUCAGUCCAGGGUGCAGUUCAUUUUGAAUUUUACUCCAAAUAAAUUGUCGAGGUUUUCGGACAGGCCGAUGGACACUGCCUGGGUUUAACUUGUGAUAUCCCUACUGCCGAGUUAGUGACCCAACUUAAGUGUCUUCCUCCCCUUUACCUUUCCGUGGGGGAGCACAUCAAAGACAACCUGGGGUUAACGGGGUCUGACGUUUCGGAAUUUCCUUCGCAUUGUGGAAGGAAGAAGUUAGAAACCUGGAAGGAAAGGUGGGGGUAAACUAUACACUUCAAAAAAGGCUCGCUCGUGGGGUACCUAGACGUGACCUGCGUGUUGAAAUCAAUUGAUGUUAGUAAGAUCCGUACAAAAUGAGCCUGCAAAGAACGAUGCAAAAGCCACCAGCAUCCAAGUGGUUGUUAAAGAGGGAGGCCUCAAGUUGAUUCAGAUCCAAGACAAUGGCACUGGGAUCCGGAAAGAAGAUCUGGAUAUUGUGUGUGAGAGGUUCACUACAAGUAAACUGCAGUCCUUUGAGGAUUUAGCUAGUAUUUCUACCUAUGGCUUUCGGGGUGAGGCUUUGGCCAGCAUCAGCCACGUGGCUCACGUUACUAUUACAACCAAAACAGCUGAUGCAAAGUGCGCAUACAGAGCAAAUUACUCAGAUGGAAAGCUGACAGCUCCUCCUAAACCAUGUGCAGGCAAUCAGGGGACCCAGAUUACAGUGGAAGAUCUCUUUUACAACAUAUCCACAAGGAGGAAAGCUUUAAAAAAUCCGAGUGAAGAGUAUGGGAAAAUUUUGGAAGUUGUUGGCAGGUAUUCAAUACACAAUUCAGGCAUUGGUUUCUCAGUUAAAAAACAAGGCGAGACAGUGGCUGACGUUAGAACACUGCCCAGUGCCACAACUGUAGACAAUAUUCGUUCCAUCUUUGGAAAUGCUGUUAGCCGAGAACUGAUAGAAGUCAGGUGUGAGGAUAAAACCCUAGCCUUCAAAAUGAAUGGCUUUAUAUCCAAUGCAAAUUACUCCGUGAAGAAGUGUAUCUUCUUACUCUUCAUCAACCAUCGUCUGGUAGAGUCAACUUCCUUAAGAAAAGCCAUUGAAACCGUGUAUGCAGCCUAUUUGCCCAAAAACACACACCCGUUCCUGUACCUCAGCAGAAUCUCACUGAACGCCUCCCACGUGCCAGCCGCUGUGUUGGUGAAACAAAGUUUGGAGAUCAGCCCCCAGAACGUGGAUGUCAACGUGCACCCCACAAAGCACGAGGUUCACUUCCUACACGAGGACAGCAUCCUGGAGCGGGUGCAACAGCACGUUGAGAGCAAGCUCCUGGGCUCCAACUCGUCCAGGAUGUACUUCACCCAGACUUUACUCCCAGGUCUUGCUGGCCCCUCCGGGGAGGUGGUUAAGUCCACAAUGGGUGUGCCCCCCUCAUCCACUUCUGGAAGCGGCGACAAGGUCUAUGCUCACCAGAUGGUCCGCACAGAUUCGCGGGAACAGAAGCUCGAUGCGUUUAUGCAGCCUGUGAGCAAGGCUCUGUCCGGUCAGCCUCAGGCCGUGGUCCCAGAAGAUGGGCCUGAGGCUUCCAGCGGCAGGGCCAGGCAGCAGGAUGAGGAAAUGCUCGAACUCCCGGAGCCUGCUGCAGUCGCUGCCACAAAUCAGGGCUUGGAGGGGGAUGCAACAGAGGGGACUUCACAAGCAUCGGAGAAGAGAGGGCCCCCUUCCAGCCCAAGUAACCCCAGAAAGAAGCCCCGGGAAAGCUCCGAUGUGGAAAUGGUGGAAGAUGAUUCCCGGAAGGAAAUGACGGUGGCUUGUACUCCCCGGAGAAGGAUCAUCAACCUCACCAGUGUCCUGAGCCUCCAGGAAGAAAUUAAUGAGCGGGGACAUGAGACUCUCCGAGAGAUGCUGCACAACCACUCCUUUGUGGGCUGCGUGAAUCCUCAGUGGGCCUUGGCACAGCAUCAGACCAAGCUAUACCUUCUCAACACCACCAAACUUAGUGAAGAACUGUUCUACCAGAUACUCAUUUAUGAUUUUGCCAAUUUUGGUGUUCUGAGGCUGUCGGAGCCAGCGCCGCUCUUUGACCUGGCCAUGCUCGCCUUAGACAGUCCCGAGAGUGGCUGGACAGAGGAGGAUGGCCCCAAAGAAGGACUUGCUGAGUACAUUGUUGAGUUUCUAAAGAAGAAGGCUGAGAUGCUUGCGGACUAUUUCUCCUUGGAGAUCGAUGAGGAAGGGAACCUGAUUGGAUUACCCCUGCUGAUCGACAACUACGUGCCCCCUUUGGAGGGCCUGCCUCUCUUCAUUCUUCGACUAGCCACCGAGGUGAACUGGGAUGAAGAACAGGAAUGUUUUGAAAGCCUCAGCAAAGAGUGUGCUAUGUUUUACUCCAUUCGGAAGCAGUAUGUAUGUGAGGAGUCGACCCUCUCAGGCCAGCAGAGUGACGCGCCCGGCUCCUUAGCAAACCCCUGGAAGUGGACUGUGGAACACGUCGUCUAUAAAGCCUUCCGCUCACACCUUCUGCCUCCUAAACGUUUCACGGAAGAUGGAAAUAUCCUACAGCUUGCCAACCUGCCCGAUCUAUACAAAGUCUUCGAGAGAUGUUAAGCACCGUCACUCUUGGACUCGGGGGUGUGCGGUUCCUGCACUGUGUCCUGAUGAGGGUAGGUCUUAUGGCUGAAGACUCCCGUCUGCCUUCUGACCCGUAGCAUUCUUUCACCCUUGGUGGAACUGACCAGAAAUAAAUUGUCAGACGCAUCCUAA